This is a messenger RNA of Athene cunicularia (burrowing owl), 1560 nucleotides long. Its product is annotated as methyltransferase-like protein 7A. Gene Ontology annotation, molecular function: S-adenosylmethionine-dependent methyltransferase activity. The transcript has 2 exons. The record is from RefSeq and is a predicted model, not a curated record. Lineage: Eukaryota; Metazoa; Chordata; Aves; Strigiformes; Strigidae. The coding region runs from base 303 to 1043 and encodes 246 amino acids.
CAUUUUGCCAGCAGUUCCGUACAAAGUUGUGCUGCCCAGUUUGUGCUGAUUACAUAAGAGACUGGCAGCUCCUCUUCUGCCAGAGCUGGGAUGCCCGGGUAACCGUCUGGUACGCAGUCCUGCUUCUCCCCUCCUGUGACGGGACUUGAAACUCAGCGGUAGGGAAAAGUCCACCAGCUCAACCCAGGGAGCUGAAUGUACUUCAAGAGGAACACAGCGAGUACAUGAAUGCGGCUCUGUCUGAAUUUCAAUAGAAGAAGAACUAGUUCUGCUCAGUGCGGAUCCUCUGCCCCACGCUGGAAAUGAUGGAGGCCAGCAUCCUCUUCUGCCGUGCCUGCCUCGUGCUGCUUGCCACACCCAUCUACCUGCUGUCGUUCCUGGGAAUAUGGCAACCUUUCUGUAAAAAGAUUUUUUUUCCUUUCUUCUUAGAGCAUUUUUCUGCAAUUCAUGGAAAGAAAACAAAGAAGCAGAAGCAGGAGCUAUUUCGUAAUCUCCCCGACUUCAAGAGCCCUUCGGGAGAGCUGAAGCUGCUGGAGAUCGGGACCGGCUGCGGCGCCAACUUCCAGUUCUACCCACCGGGCUGCAGAGUCACGUGCACCGAUAUCAACCCCAACUUCCAGCAAGGCCUUUCGAGAAGCAUGAACAAAAACCAGCACCUGCACUACGAGCGUUUCCUAGUAGCUGCAGGAGAAGACCUGCACGAGGUGCCCAGCGGGUCCGUGGAUGUCGUCGUCUGCACCCUGGUCCUCUGCUCCGUGCACGACGUGAACGGGACCCUGAAGGAAGCCCUGCGAGUGCUCAGACCAGGAGGCGCUUUCUACUUCUUAGAGCACGUGGUGGCUGAUCGUUCCAGCUGGAAGUAUUUUUGGCAGCAGAUCUGCUACCCGACUUGGAAACUCGUCUUUGAUGGAUGCUGCCUAACGAGAGAGAUAUGGAAGAAUCUGGAACAGGCCAAAUUCUCGGAGCUGAACUUGCACCACCUCAGCAUAGCGCUGCCCUGGACGCCCAUCCAGCCUCACAUCGCGGGUUACGCCGUGAAGUAACUCCCUCCGCCCUGCCAGGCCUUCCCCCUGCCCACACCCCUCAAAUUCCCUCCCAUAACCCACACAAAUAACGCGACAGGGGCUAGGCCAGACACCUGAACCUUGGGAACACCUGACGGCCUGUAAGAGAGUUUCGGAUUCAAGCAGCAAAGAGAGGGACCGUUUCCUAAACAUCUCUCGACGCCCUCGCGCUGCCGACUGCACCUCGGCCCGUGGAGGAUCCCAGGAGGAGGCUGCAGAAUGCAAAACAGCCUGGCAGGCAGAUUUAAAUUAAAAAAAAAAAAAAAAAAGGGAUUAACACAAGGGAACUUCUGCCUACGUCUGGCUCUGGGCAAGGAUUCCUUCAGGCACUCCCCGGCCGAGGGACCCGCUCCCCUCUCCCCACGGCCUCGCAGAAGGAGCAGACCCAAGCCCUCGGCACCCAACUUCUGCUCAGCCCCAGGUUCUUUCCCGACAAAAGCCGGGGCUCGGGGGGCAAGGGCCGGGCCCCUCCGCGCCUCCCCGCCCAAACCCCUUC